AUGACAAAUCGAAGUGACACAGAUGAUGGUGAUAACUAUAACUAUCCCCAGAAGCGAUACGAGAACCAAGCAGCCCUAAAUUUAAAUAUUGUGGCGGACAAAAUUGUGAAACCCAAACGUUCAGAAAACAAACCAUCAACUAUCAAUUUAAAUGAUGUAGCAGAAAUCGUGAUAAAUAAUGAAAAUCAGAUAAAUAAUGGAAAUCAGAUAAAUAAUGAAAAUCAGAUAAAUAAUGGAAAUCAGAUAAAUAAUGAAAAUCAGAUAAAUAAUGAAAAUGAAAAACACUGUGAAGCAGAUAAACCUGAAACAGAAAAUGCUGAAAAAGAAAUAAACCAGAAAGACAAUGCAAACAAUGAAGAAAUAAUAGAGGAACAAGAUGAAGAGGACGUACCUAAAAACGGUACAGAAGACUAG
Messenger RNA from Aricia agestis (brown argus), 414 nucleotides. RefSeq lists its product as uncharacterized. NCBI's taxonomy places the organism in Eukaryota, Metazoa, Arthropoda, Insecta, Lepidoptera, Lycaenidae. The record is from RefSeq and is a predicted model, not a curated record. The transcript has 2 exons. The coding region runs from base 1 to 414 and encodes 137 amino acids.